Messenger RNA from Humulus lupulus (European hop), 1737 nucleotides. Its product is annotated as cholesterol 22-monohydroxylase CYP90B52. Gene Ontology annotation, biological process: multicellular organism development; brassinosteroid homeostasis; brassinosteroid biosynthetic process. Gene Ontology annotation, molecular function: oxidoreductase activity, acting on paired donors, with incorporation or reduction of molecular oxygen; monooxygenase activity; iron ion binding. The transcript is spliced from 10 exons. Lineage: Eukaryota; Viridiplantae; Streptophyta; Magnoliopsida; Rosales; Cannabaceae. The record is from RefSeq and is a predicted model, not a curated record. The coding region runs from base 15 to 1505 and encodes 496 amino acids.
AGCGAGUGUAAAAAAUGGCUACCCUUUUAUUGCCUAAUAACUUCGAAGUUUGCCUUUGUUGUUACGCUUUGAUAGUUUUAGUCCCUUUGUUAUAUCUAAUUCACCAAUUUUUGAAGAAGAUAAAGGACCCCAAUCAAGAAUCCACAUCUGAUAUUCCCCCUGGCUCUCGAGGACUACCAUUCAUAGGAGAAACUUUACACUUCAUGGCUGCCAUCAAUAGUGCCAAGGGGUUCUAUGAUUUCGUUCGAAUUCGCAGUUUGAGGUAUGGGAAUUGUUUUAGGACCAACAUAUUUGGAGAGACGCAUGUGUUUGUUUCCAGGACUGAGUCGGCGAAAGCGAUUCUGAACAACGAGUCGGGCAAGUACACUAAAAGAUACAUCAGGUCCAUCGCUGAGUUGGUUGGAAAUGAAAGCCUUCUAUGCGCUUCUCACCAACACCACAAGCUGAUACGCAGUCGUUUAAGCAAAUAUAUGUUCUCCGCUGCCUCUUUGGCUAUGUUCGUCAAACAGUUUGAUCAGUUAGUUAUUGACAAUCUUCGGAGCUGGGAGCAUAGAACAACCACGGUUGUUCUCGACGAGGCACUUAAGAUAGCUAGUGAAGCGAUGUGCAAAAUGUUGAUGAGCAUAGACAGCGGACCUAAAUUAGAGCUGUUGAGAAAGGAAGUCAUUCAUGUUUGUGAAGCUAUGCUUGCAUUCCCACUCAGAUUUCCAGGCACCCGAUUUUAUACGGGUCUUCAGGCAAGAAAAAGAAUAAUGAGCAUGAUUGAGAAGGAAAUUAGUGAAAGGAGAAGAGGUUUGGGAGGCUGCCAUGAAGAUUUUCUUGAAAAUUUGUUGGGAGAUGAUGAUAAAGGAAGUUAUGAUGCUACAAAUAGGUCAACAUUAUCAGAUGCAGAGAUUCAAGACAACAUCUUAACCAUGAUCAUUGCAGGUCAAGAUACAACGGCUAGUGCAAUCACAUGGAUGGUCAAAUACUUGGAUGAGAACCAAGAGGUCCUUCACAAACUAAGGGAUGAACAGCUUCAACUAGCUAGGAGAACAUCAACCGAGUCGUUUCUCACAUUGGAAGAUCUAAACGACAUGCCGUAUGCUUCGAAGGUUGUAAAAGAAUCCUUAAGAAUGGCAUCAGUAGUACCCUGGUUUCCAAGACUGGCUCUCCAUGACUGUGAGAUAGAAGGAUAUAAAAUAAAAAAAGGAUGGAACGUUAAUAUUGAUGCUAGAGCAGUGCACCUUGAUGGUACAGUGUACAAUGAUCCAAGCAAGUUCAACCCAUCAAGAUUUGAGGAUGAAUCAAGGCAUUAUAGCUUUUUAGCUUUUGGGAUGGGAGGAAGGACAUGCCUUGGAAUAAACAUGGCUAAAGCCAUGAUGCUUGUUUUUCUCCACCGCCUUAUCACCACCUACAGGUGGAGGGUGACCGACCCAGACUCAAGCAUUGAGAAGUGGGCAAUGUUUUCAAGACUAAAAAGUGGGUGUCCAGUGAUAGUGACAUCGAUCACAAACGCAUCAUGAUAAAUAAUACGCAUCAUGAUAAAUAAUGUUGGAUGCUAUUGUGCUAAUAGACAUGUAAAAACAAGCACCUCAAUUCUCAAAACUGAUAAUUAAGAAUGCAAAUGCUUAAUUUCGUGUAUGCAAAUUAUUGGGCAGUUCUAUUCGUUGAAAUUAGAUCAGGAUUGUUUUUUUUUUUUACAUUUAUAAUAUAUAUAGAUGGAAUUUCUUAUGUAUGAGCGUCAUUUUGCUCAUA